Messenger RNA from Aaosphaeria arxii CBS 175.79, 1041 nucleotides. RefSeq names its product putative zinc-type alcohol dehydrogenase-like protein. The coding region runs from base 1 to 1041 and encodes 346 amino acids. NCBI's taxonomy places the organism in Eukaryota, Fungi, Ascomycota, Dothideomycetes, Pleosporales. The transcript has 2 exons. Gene Ontology annotation, molecular function: oxidoreductase activity. The record is from RefSeq and is a predicted model, not a curated record.
AUGUCCAGCCAGGUGGUGUUCCGUCUCCAGAGCCGCACUGGGCAUCAAGCUAUCAAACAAUUCGACGAAUCCAUCCCAACGAUCGAUAAGCACGAGGUACUCGUCAAGAUCCGCGCCGUGUCCCUCAACUUCCGGGACAUCGGAGUCGCCAAUGGAGGCUAUCCCUUCCCCGUCAAAGACGGCGUCGUUCCUUGCUCUGACUCUGCGGGGGAAGUCAUCGACGUUGGCUCUUCUGUGGAAGGCUUCGCGAAGGGUGACAAUGUGAUUGCAGUGUUCGAUCCUACGAAUCUGUACGGCCCUCAGAAGGAUUGGAAGCACGGCCAUGGCGGGCCUGUGGAUGGUUUUCUGCGCGAAUAUGCUGCUGUUCCUGCCAGUGCUCUGGUCAAGAUACCUGAUGGGUCGGGCCUGAGCUUCUCGCAGAUGGCUGCAUUGGUCUGCACAGGUGUCACAGCGUGGAAUGUUCUUUAUGGCAAUAUGCCGAUCAAACCAGGCCAUACCGUUCUUUUCCAAGGCACCGGUGGCGUCUCGAUCACUGGUCUCAUCCUUGCAAAGGCUGCUGGAGCCACUACUAUCAUCACUUCCUCUUCUGACGAAAAGCUCGAACUUGUCCAGAAGAAAUAUGGCGCAGAUUACACCAUCAACUACAAGAAAACGCCAGACUGGGCUAGUGAAGCCAACAAGAUCACAGGAGGCCAUGGCGUUGACUAUAUCUUUGAGAAUGGAGGUUCCGGUACCAUCAAGCAAAGUAUCGACUGCAUUGCUAUGGGAGGCAUCAUCUCUGUCAUUGGCUUCCUCUCUGCUGCUAAGCAAGAAGAUAUGCCUGACGUUGCUGGCCUUGCUCUCUCCAAGGGGGCCGUGGUCAGGGGAAUUACUGUUGGCUCAAAACAGCUGUUGGAAGAGCUGGUGAGAUUUGUGCACAGGAAGAAGCUAUCUCCACCAGUGGAGAAAGAGUUCCAAUUUGGCAAUGAUGGUGUUCAGGCUGCAUUCGAUUACCUUGCUAGUGGAAAUCACAUUGGCAAAGUCUGCAUUGUAAUGCCAUAA